Molecule: messenger RNA, 1656 nt
Organism: Dioszegia hungarica
Lineage: Eukaryota; Fungi; Basidiomycota; Tremellomycetes; Tremellales; Bulleribasidiaceae
Exons: 4
Coding region: 1-1656 (551 amino acids)
Source: RefSeq, a predicted model, not a curated record
AUGGCCGGCGACAUCCCCCUCUUCCUCCCCUCCUCCCCCGCCCCUCCCCACCACGACGGCGACCCUCUCACCACCUCCCUCCCGCUCCACCCCGGAGUCGUCCACCGCUCCGGCACCAAGCGGAAACGGAACGGCGACGACGGGAAGGCAGAGGGCUCGGAGAAGGUAGCUCGGCGGACCCGAGGCCCCAACCGGUCGGGGAGGCCGUCCAACCUCGACCGGAUGACCGAGGCCGACGGGCCAUCGCGAUACCCUCAGCCAGCGUGGGCCAGGGCUCCCGCCGGCCAGCGCGUGGUCCAUCCUCCGCCCUUCUCCCACCCUCCCCCCGCCGAAGAUUCCCCCUCUCCCCCUCCCCAUACCGCCCCAGCCCCCCGCCCGGAUCCCUCCCUCCCUCCCAAAGCUCGCGGCUCCGGCUCCGUCUUCCGACAGCCGAUCGCAGCACCAGCACCUCCUCUCCCCGCCCGCUCAAGACCCAGGGCAUCGCGACGAGAGCGUCUGCCGACUCUCGCCACCUCUGCGCUCGGCCUCCCCUCCGUCCCCACCUCGAUUCUCCUCCUUCCCCAAGUCCCACCCCGUUCCCAUGCCCCACCAUCGCCGCCACCGCGCCAACUUCGGACUGUGUCGAUCGAGCGCCGAGGAAGCCUCCCCAUCUUCUCGGCGACGGACCAGGAGCUCGGGAUGUUGGCGGCGGAAGGAGAGGGCGGGUAUAGGCUGCUAGCGGAGAGGUCAUCUCCCGCUGUCUGGCUUGUACCCGCGGUGCCGACUGUACCGGGUCUAUACCCCUCAUCCUUCCGAGUCUCGCAAUACCCGGCACCCACUCACCCCCCACCUCCUUUUCCCCCUCCCCACCUCGUCCUCGACGAGGACUACACCACGGUACUCUCGUACCCAUACCAACCGUACCAGCUCCAACCUCAUCUUCCCCCGUCCACCUCGAUCGGCACAGCCACGAUCGACCCACUCCACCUCUCCCUGAAGAACGACGGCCGGACACGCUACGACUCGAUCGCGCACGAACCUCCCUCUUCCUCCUUCUUGGGGUCGUAUCAUCUUCCUCCCGCCCCCUUCACCGCACCACUCAUCGGCGGAAUCUCCAACACCUCGGCGGUCCCACCUCGGCCGACUUUCCACACCUCUCUUCCCCCUCUUCCCCAUCUCGGCAACCACCCCGCCGCUUCUCGCGUCUCGAAGGCAAGCGAAUGUCUUUCGAGCAGGUCUAUGCUCCCGCCACUUCCGAGCUGGACGGCACCGGACAAGCAAAUCCCCUCCCUCGCAGCCGGAGACAACCUCGCAGCUGGAGACAAACUCGGCGGAUACUUCUCCCACACCCCCGCUAACUCCUCCAUCCCCACCUUCUUCCCCCUACCCCGCUGCUACGCCUCGGAAAUCUCGCCAGCGGAAGUAGCGCUUGGUCUAGACGCCAACGCCUUUGGUCCCAUCUCCUUCAACGGUUCAAACUUAUUCGGCCCGAGCGAGAUGACACCGGUCGAUAAGUUCCCGCUCGACUAUGGCACCCUCUUCACCGCCUCCGCUCCCCAUCCACUCCAGUCAUCCGGUAUACCGAGCUGGAUGACUACCCCUUCUUUCGCCGAUCCGCCAUGGGCUUCCGACGGCGGUACCAAGCAUCCACCACCCCCAUCCUUCCCACCUUCCUGA